AUGGAGACAUUGCUGGAGCAACAGCGUCGUUACCACGAGGAACGUGAACGCCUGAUGGAUGCAAUGGUGAAAGAGCUGCUUCAUAAAAAGCCAGGACACCGGGACAAUGUUAAUUCAGAGCACAGGUUAAAAAUGUUGCUCCAACAAUAUAUGGAGUGUGCUAUGCAAUUACAAGAUUUGUACGAGGAUAAGGAUGGUCAACGUAAAGAAGAAGUUCAAGCUCUGUCAGGUCCAAAUGAAUUCUCCGAGUUCUACAACCGUCUAAAAUCAAUAAAAGACUUUUACCGACGUCACCCGAACGAGAUCAGCGUUCCAAUGUCAGUAGAAUUUGAAGAGCUGGCAAAAAUGCGAGAGAAUCCCACAGAAGAGCUCGCGAACUGGAUAGAAUUUACCGACGAAGAAGGCUACGGAAAAUACCUGGACCUCCACGAGUGCUACGAAAAGUACAUUAACUUAAAAGGUAUCGAAAAAAUUGACUACAUCACAUACUUAUCAACGUUUGACCACUUGUUCGACAUCCCCCGGGAGCGUAAAAACGCGGACUACCGUCGUUACUUGGACGCUCUGCUGAUUUACCUUUCAGACUACAUAGAGCGUAUCAAGCCUCUGCAUAACUUGAACAACGAGCUUGAGGAGGCUAGAAAAGAAUUUGAGGUCCAGUGGGAGCAGAACACAUUUCCAGGGUGGCCGAAAGAAACUGGCAGUGCUCUGACCAAUGUAGGUGCUCAUUUAGAUCUUUCAGCGUUUUCUUCCUGGGAAGAAUUAGCUUCUCUGGGGCUGGAUCGACUCAAGUCAGCGCUGAUGGCUUUGGGGUUGAAAUGCGGAGGCACUUUAGAGGAACGCGCUCAAAGAUUGUUCAGCACCAAAGGCGAGGCUUCGUUGGAUCCGAAUUUGUUAGCAAAGAGCAAGAAUAAAAAAGCGGGCAAAGGCAAAGACAUGGCAAAGCAGAAGGAAGUUGCUUCUCUGGAGGCUCAGGUCUAUCGCUUGGCUGAGAUAGUCUCCACUCAGCGAGUGGCUACCAAGGAAAACGUCCAGCGAAAGCAGGCGAGAACUGAAGGAGAACGCGGAGACUCUGAUGCCGAAGCCAGUGCUUCUGAGUCUGAAGAGGAGGACGACAAUGAAGUUCCGUAUAAUCCUAAAAAUUUGCCUCUAGGUUGGGACGGAAAGCCCAUUCCCUACUGGCUGUACAAAUUACAUGGGCUGAACAUCAGCUACAACUGCGAGAUCUGCGGUAACUUCACUUACAAAGGUCCCAAGGCUUUUCAGAGGCACUUUGCUGAGUGGAGACACGCUCACGGUAUGAGGUGCCUCGGUAUCCCCAACACUGCUCACUUCGCUAACGUUACCCAGAUUGAGGACGCUCUUGCACUCUGGGAGAAGCUCAAGGCUCAGAAACAGGCUGAACGAUGGCAGCCAGAGCAAGAAGAGGAAUUUGAAGAUUCACUUGGUAACGUUGUGAAUAGAAAAACCUAUGAAGAUUUAAAACGUCAGGGUCUUUUAUAA
Molecule: messenger RNA, 1503 nt
Organism: Cotesia congregata
Lineage: Eukaryota; Metazoa; Arthropoda; Insecta; Hymenoptera; Braconidae
Source: the annotation of a GenBank genome assembly